Molecule: messenger RNA, 1550 nt
Organism: Saprolegnia diclina VS20
Lineage: Eukaryota; Oomycota; Saprolegniomycetes; Saprolegniales; Saprolegniaceae
Exons: 1
Coding region: 155-1495 (446 amino acids)
Biological process (GO): deadenylation-dependent decapping of nuclear-transcribed mRNA
Cellular component (GO): cytoplasm
Molecular function (GO): manganese ion binding; RNA binding; hydrolase activity
Source: RefSeq, a predicted model, not a curated record
GCUGCAGCACCUCCGUGCCGGCCCCUCGGACUCUAGGACCUCCGCUGCCCGACCGCCGCAGCCGUCCUCAUAGCCACCCGCGCUAGCCGAAUCUGCAUUCCGCCAGGACUUGAACAAGCCCUCGUGUGCCAUCAUCUCUGCCCGCAUCCACAGCAUGAUGCAAGUACAAGCCGUGUCACAUCCGCCGACGCUCGCGCCGGCUGGGAAGAAGCCGACGAUGGACGAAGUCAUGGACGAGCUCCAAAGCCGCUUCCUCAUGAACCUCCCCGAGUCGGAGCUCUCGUCGAGCGAGCGGCUCUUCUUCCAGAUCGAGCAGUGCUACUGGUUUUACGAAGACUUUUACGCCGACCACCACGCGCAUUUAACGCAUCUCAAGCUCAACGACUUUGCGCGCAAGAUGUUCAACCACUGCAUCCUCCUCCAGCCGCUCAAGGCCCAAUGCGAAAGCAUGUUUCAGGACUUUAAGGCGUACCAGAGCCAGAUCCCGGUCGUCGGCGGUAUCCUCCUCAACCCAACCAAGACCAAGCUGAUCCUUGUCCGCAACUGGAAGGGCACGUCGUGGAGCUUGCCGCGCGGCAAGGUCAACCAAGGCGAGUCGGACGUCGAGUGCGCCAAGCGCGAAGUCUUUGAAGAGUGCGGGUACGCGCCGCCCGCGAUCGCGGUCACACCCAAGGAUUACAUUGAGUUUACGAUGAACCAGCAGCGCAUGCGCAUGUACAUCAUCACGUCCGUGCCCGAAGACUUUGCCUUUGCGCCCCAGACGCGCAAGGAGAUCAGCUUGAUCCAGUGGUUUGAGUUUGACGACCUUCCGAAGAAGACGUGGGGCGUGCUCCCGUUCAUGUCGCGCCUUCGCCGCUGGAUCGCGUCUCGAAAAAACGACAAGAAGGCCAAGAAGGCCAAUGGCCGCAACAAUACGCCGGCAAAAGGGCGGUCGGUCUCGGCGCCGCGCAACCGCCCGGCCAAGGACAAUGACGUCGACGCGCCGGCGUCCCCGCCACGCCCGUCGCCGCCCGUGCAAAUUCUGCAGCGCCCGCAUCCCGCCCACGUCGUCGCCGCCGCCGACAACCGGUCGUACUCGACGCCGCAGUCGCGGCCCCGAAAGGCCAACCGCGGCCACUUUGGCACCGAGAAGCAAAUCCCGACGGCCAGCGACGACGUCAACGACGAGACGUUUGGCGCGCGCGACGCAAGCUUUAGCUUCAACGUCGACGAGAUGUUUAGCGUCAACGAGCAGCUCACGGGCGUCAAGUUUACGUACAAUGGCAACCCGCACGACUUUGGCAAGGUCACGACCAAGUACGCGCACAACGCCGGGUUCCAGCCGCCGCUGCCGCCGCCGUUGCCGCCCGGGCCGUCGCCGCCGUUGCCCCAAGGUCCGCCGCCGCCGCUCCCGGCCGCCGCACCGACAACGACCAGCGCGCCGGCCAAGCCAAAGUCGCCGCAGCUCUUUGCGCCGUUUACCUUUGACGCAAGCGACAUCAUGGCGGUCGUGUGAGCAAAUCUGCAUGUGUUGUGUGUGUAUUGUGUAUUGUAUUUUGUGAGCUUUCCAC